Mytilus trossulus (common blue mussel) is the source of this 2497-nucleotide messenger RNA. RefSeq names its product toll-like receptor 2. The record is from RefSeq and is a predicted model, not a curated record. Gene Ontology annotation, cellular component: plasma membrane. NCBI's taxonomy places the organism in Eukaryota, Metazoa, Mollusca, Bivalvia, Mytilida, Mytilidae. The coding region runs from base 48 to 2186 and encodes 712 amino acids. Gene Ontology annotation, biological process: toll-like receptor signaling pathway; immune response; inflammatory response. The transcript has a single exon. Gene Ontology annotation, molecular function: protein binding; transmembrane signaling receptor activity.
UGUUUCAGUGUCAUUUUUUUUGUAAUCUAUCACUUUGAAGUUUGAAAAUGUCGAAUUUAAAGUUUACCUAUGUGUGCAUUUUACUUUGCUUAGCCGUUGUAUGUAAUGUUUUCUGCUGUGCGAAAGCAAAACCAAGUGGACUAAAUGAUGAAUGCAUGUGUACAAAAACAAUAGCAACCUGCACUGGUUUGAAUUAUAUCCCGAAGCUACCACCAACAAUUACUAAAUUGAUAUUGAAAAAUAACAUUCUUACGGUGAUCAAUCGGAGUAGUUUUAGGAAUAUUUCUUCGAUCAACCUCAAGACAUUGUGGUUAGAGAAUAAUUCAAUGGAGAUAAUUCAAGAUGAUGCGUUUUAUGAUUUUAAAAAUAUUGCCGAGCUUAGAAUAAUAACUGAGAAGUUAUUAAACAUUACAUCGUUGAAAUCUUCGUUUCAAAGUUUGACUAUUGGAACUAUUCGAAGUUUGUAUUUAGAGAAAAAUGAUUGGUAUGGACUUCCGAAUGACAUGUUUUAUCAUUUGGAAGGAGCUAAAAUCGUUAUGUCGCUUAAAAACAAUCUGUUCCAUAAACUAAAUUCAAGUGUAUUUCUACCAAUAGCAAACCUAAGAAAAUUGCAGGUUGAAGAAAACGAAAUUGUGUAUGUCAAUUUUAACGGUCUUAUGACAACUGGUUUUCUGGAUUUAUCAAAUAAUAAUAUAUAUGCAAUACCCAAUUUUUGUAAUAGCAGCGAUGAAACUUUUGUUCCGCAACUGAAAUACUUGUCACUUGCAUACAAUGCUAUAAGGAAAAUUUCUAAAGAAUCUUUUAAAUGCCUGGAUAAUUUAAAUUAUCUAAUAAUGGAUGGAAAUCGUUUACGAAACUUGGAUAAUAAUGUCUUCGCAUUUCUAAAUAAUUUGAUGAAACUUGUCAUAGGUGAUAAUCAGCAAUUGAAAAACAUUGCUCCGUUUGCAUUUAACAGUUCGUCAUUGCAGAUACUACAUCUGUACCGGAAUAACUUUCGAUAUAGUAAGAAAAAAUAUAAGGAAGAACGAUUUAAUCCGCAAACGAUUUUUCAAACUAUACCAAAUUUGAAAGAAGUGGAUUUAUCUCAUAACUAUUUAAAUGAGUAUGCAAUUGUACGAGAACUAUUUGCAUCAACACGGAAUAUUCAUAAACUUACUUUAGCUUCGUCAGAUAUAACGACAAUUCCAGAAGAAUUAUUACGAAAUAUGCCUAACAUCGAAUCGUUGAAUUUACAAGGAAAUGAGAUAGAAAGAUGGAACGAAUCCCUCUUCGAUAAUUUGUCAUCCAUACGCGAACUGUAUCUUGAUGGGAACAAUAUUCACGUUAUUAACGAAACGUCGUUUCCAUCGAAUCUAUUAAAAUCUUUAAAAGUACUAGAAUUAUCCGGUAAUCAAUAUCGAUGUACAUGUGAAAUGAAAUGGUUUUUAGACAAAAUUCGAUCAACGAAUUUUUCAACAAAAAUGCGGGAAAAUUGGCCGAGUCGUUACACUUGCUACUAUCCGGAACAUCUACGAUUAACCCUUCUUGCAGAUUAUUUUCCAACAAUUGCAGAGUGUAAUUCUUUUAGCAUUGUCUACCUGAUAAUAAUAACGGCAUGUUCGUCUGUUUUGAUUUUGCUUUUCUUUGUCAUAAUGACAUUCCAAUGUCAGAUAAAUUUUAAGAAUGCACUGUAUUUAUUUCGUUUAAAGCAACGAAUGAAACGUGGGUACUUCAGUCUUGAAUCGGCAGAUGAUUACGAGUUUGACGCGUUCGUUGUUUAUUGCGAUGCCGAUCGCCUAUGGGUCCAUGGCGUUUUGCUUAAACAUCUAGAAAGUUCCAACCUUAAUGUUUGUGUUCAUCAUAGGGAUUUUGAUGUCGGAGAGCCAGUCCUUAACAAUAUUGGAAAAUAUAUGGAGAAGAGUUGGAAGAUUAUCGUUGUUUUGUCUAAUAACUUUGCUAAAAGCGAAUGGUGUCAAUGGGAGAUUGAUCUUGUUCAAGAGCGGAGGCGCCGACAGGGAAAAGAGGUUUUGAUAUUAAUCAUGUACCAACAGAUUGAUUCAAAACACAUGAUUACUCCACUAAAGACAUUACUGGACACAACGCCAUAUUUGUCUUGUAAGGAAGGGUUUGGGGAGUCUUUGUUCUGGACUGCCGUUGUUAAAGACAUAAACAAACCUUUGGAUAUACCUCCAAUAUCUAUUUUCUAAAUAAUAGAAUCGAUGCAAUAUGUUUCUGUUUUUUUUCCUUUUAUUACAGCCCAGCAAUUUUGCUUUUUUGUACAUACAACCGCAAAUUAACAUAUUUCACGGAUCUAACGGAAAGAUCUUAACGGCAUUAUUAAUCUGAGAAAAACAUGACACAGCGCAGGGACUUUCUAUACUAUAUAGAAGGUCCCUGCAAAAAAAAACCCAACGCAACGAUAUAAUGCAGGACCAUAUUGGUUCUAAAAACUGUUUGUUUUAUGUUAUGUAUUAAACUAUUUAAAAUAUGACAAAUUUUGAUACAGACAAAGAAAAUA